Messenger RNA from Penicillium crustosum, 660 nucleotides. RefSeq lists its product as uncharacterized. Bases 1 to 660 code for a protein of 219 amino acids. The transcript has a single exon. The record is from RefSeq and is a predicted model, not a curated record. Lineage: Eukaryota; Fungi; Ascomycota; Eurotiomycetes; Eurotiales; Aspergillaceae.
AUGGCGAUAUGGCCCUUUAGUCGCAAGAGCAAGCGGCACACCAUCCAAGUGACCGGUGCCGAAGCUGCUGACCUUCAUUCCUCGUUUGCCGAACCUACCAUGGAGCCUACAUUGGGCCGCAAACAAUCCAAACGCCAAACCAACCGCACGUCACGGGCGGAUGCUGCAGACAGCCGGCGCAGCUCGGCCCUCGUGCCUUCAAAUCGACCUAUCUCAUCACUAGAUCGCCCUGCUUCCCUUGCCGAUCAUCCACGGGACCCCCCGCCACGUGAUCAUCCACUCUCAAGAACAGGUUCGCUGUUGAGGCGGAAACCAAGCCAAAAUGCGCAUGUCCCGAAUAAAUUACGACGCAAGCUGAGCAAGCGCAAGGCAAACGAGAUCAUGCGCGAGCGUGAGAUUCGCAUGCUCUCGUCCACCCCCAUCGAUAUCCCCCAUCGUCCAACUGAUUAUGCACUGGAAAAUCGCCGCCGAAAGGCAAAUGGUAGGCGUGCCGACCGAUAUAUGUCUGACAUCAGCCUCUCCAUCCGUGACUCCGCCACCUCCUCCACGUCUGACAUCUCCGACCCAUACACCUACAAGGUCAACGCUUUUGCUGCCUUGACUCCACGACCCAUCGUUCGUUACGUCGAGGCCCCCCCGUCUGCAGACCGCCAGAAGUAG